AUGGAGCGUGUCUACUUUGGCAAUUUCUUGCGCGACUACUCCCAAGCGUUGGACGUUGGCACGCUGAAGAGUGUAAACGCCGAAACCCUACGCAUCCUUGUCUGGGUUCUCUCCUUUAUGGCCUUUGGCUAUGCAACAGAAGAAUUCGAGGUGACUAGCGAAAGACUUGGCGUUUACCGUGCUGAAGAGCACAUUGACAACCCCCUGGGCUACGCAGAUGGCUUGGAUGCUCAGAAGUUUGACCAACGCCUAAGAGGACCUGUCAUGCCAGUGGAGACUGAGAUCGACAUGAAGACCGGCAUGAAGAACUACAUUUGCAACGAGAGUGGAAACUGGCCCACGAGUGCUGGCUAUAUCCGAUAUAGCUUUGCGCGAUGCAUUCACUUUGGCAGGUUGUACACCAGCGGUUCAGACCGCAAGGGCAACGAGGACGAUCUGAAUGAGGCUCUUCGCUGCCUGGGUCAGGCAUUGCAUUGUCUUGAAGAUUUCAGUGCCCACAGCAACUACACAGAGCUGGCCCUACGAGAACUCGGUCACCGCAAUGUAUUUCCCCACUGUGGAACACAGACUGAAGUGAAGAUUCAUGGAAAGAGGAUCUACCCGCUAGUCACUGGAACGUUUGGUGCCGUGGACUUCAUUCAUAGUGUCAUAGGUGAAGCUACCGAUACCUUCACGCAGACCGAGGUCGACGAAGUCGAUAUUGCCUUGAAGAACGCUGAGAAGGGUGUCAGCAUCAAUCGAAGCGGUGGAGGAGAUGGCUCGAGGGGAUUUCUCGGCAUUGGAGGUACCAGCUCCAAGGGUCCAGCUGACUUCAUCGCUUUGGUGGGCAAACUACCCGGCGUGGGCGGUGGUUUCGCUACCCAGGCGCGCGAUCUCCAGGCCCAGUCCGAUGCGCAAGAGCGCGAGAACAUGACGCGAGCAAGUGGUGGCUCCAACCAAAACAUGGUGCCUGGCAUGAGCCCCGAUUUUGAUCCCGUCAAGACGGCUGGGCGGAUUUAUCCCAUCCUCCAAUUUAGGGACAAGAUUGUUAAAGCCAUAAGUCGAGGCAUCGCCAAGGUUCCUGGCCUCGAAAAGUUGUUGGAACACAUCAGCGAGACACUGACGGCAUUCGUCCUCGGUCUUCUCGCCCCUUUUGUCCGGCCCAUCAUCCAGCAGGUCUCUAAGACGCUGAAGGAGGGCUCAUCUGGCCUCAUUUCUGCCAGCGCGCGAUCCCAGCUUGAGCCCUGGGACAACCCUCGAUGCUCAGACCCAACCCACAGCAUGCUAGCGAAGGAUCACUUUACUAAUAUCCUCAAUUCCUGUGCUGGCCGCGUGGCCGUCACUAUCUUGCAAUAUGCCGUCCCGCGCGUCUUGUACGCUUGGGAGAACACACAUGUCCCUGUCGACGAAGUGGUCAAUGACGUCCUGCGGGCUUUCCACCAUCCAGCUCUGCGCGACGAACGUGUGGACAUUCAGCGCGACAUGUUCAAUACGGUUCGCAAGUGGGCUGAUGAGCACCCACGCCGCAACCAGCUCGACCACAUCCUCUCCUCGGGAUCUGUGCGCAAUGGCAAAAACCACGUUUUGAACCAGCAGCAGCACGGAUCGAGAGACGGCCCUGACCACUCGGGUGAGCCAUCGCAUUCUCACGGCGCUUUAGAGAGCAUGCUCGGGAAGUUUGGACACGGCAAAGUCUCUGGCUCGCUCUGGAACCAGGUCAAGACUAGGGAUAUGGAUGCUAUGGAUGGCCACGACAACGCACCGAUGCGCAACUCUCCUGUGCCACCUCCUCAGCAAUUCAACUAUGGCCAGAACCCCGACUAUCAAGAGCAGCCUAUUAUGGUGCGCCAAACCCGGCUGGAUAUGCGCCGCCCCCAGGUGCUCCCCCCCAUGGUUACGUUGCGCCGCCUGGGCCUCUUCAACCGAGCUAUGCACCAGGAUACGGCGGACCACCGCCUCCCCAUGGCGGGCACCCGCCACAUGACUGGCAACAGUAUCCCGGACAGCGCAGAUACUAAUGGCUGGAAGUAG
This is a messenger RNA of Emericellopsis cladophorae, 2010 nucleotides long. RefSeq lists its product as uncharacterized. The coding region runs from base 1 to 2010 and encodes 669 amino acids. NCBI's taxonomy places the organism in Eukaryota, Fungi, Ascomycota, Sordariomycetes, Hypocreales, Bionectriaceae. The transcript is spliced from 5 exons. The record is from RefSeq and is a predicted model, not a curated record.